Strongyloides ratti is the source of this 648-nucleotide messenger RNA. RefSeq names its product Zinc finger, PHD-type domain and Zinc finger, FYVE/PHD-type domain and Zinc finger, RING/FYVE/PHD-type domain and Zinc finger, PHD-finger domain-containing protein. The record is from RefSeq and is a predicted model, not a curated record. The transcript has a single exon. Bases 1 to 648 code for a protein of 215 amino acids. Lineage: Eukaryota; Metazoa; Nematoda; Chromadorea; Rhabditida; Strongyloididae.
AUGUUACAAGAUUCAUUAAGUGGUUCAUUUUACCAUGCAAAAACAGCUCUUGGAGAAAAUUUAAAAAAAAUAAGGCAUUUAGAUGAUGAAUGGUGUCAGUUACAUAAAAUAUAUGAUGAACAAUUUUCAGAAUAUACAAAUAUUGUUUUAAAUGGUGGUAAUCCAAAUGAAGAAAAAAUUUUAUUUGAUAAAUGCCUUAGUUUAGUUGAGAGGAUAAAAUUAAUUUCAGAAGAAAAAAGAAAACUUGCUAGAGAAGCAUCAGAUAAUAUAAAUUCACAUUUGGAAACGGUAAAUGAUAUUUGUAGAGUAAUUAGUGACAAAAUACGAGAAGCAUCUGCUGCUGAUACUUCAAUAAAACGAAAAGGUCUUUCAAAGAAAGGCGAUAAAAGAAAGGAGGUUGUAAUUAAAGAAGAACUUGAAGUUAAUGAGGUUCUCAAUAAAGAUACAGUUGUUGCAAUGGAGAAUGAACCUAUUUACUGUAUAUGUAGAGAGGUUGCUUAUGGAUCAAUGAUCCAAUGUGAUAAUGAUAAAUGUCCUAUUCAAUGGUUUCAUCUAGAAUGUGUUAAAGUUACUGAAAUACCUAAAGAUGAUGAAUUGUGGUUUUGUGAUAAAUGUAGUGCAAAAAAAAGUACAAAACGAAAAAAUUAA